Messenger RNA from Amoebophrya sp. A120, 711 nucleotides. Lineage: Eukaryota; Dinophyceae; Syndiniales; Amoebophryaceae. The record is from the annotation of a GenBank genome assembly.
AUGGUGGCAGGGAUGGCAGAAGGCGGGCACCUAGGUUUGAGCCUGGAGCGCCUGGCGAAACGACUCGCGGCCUGCGAGAGAGCGGUGGGAACGACUUUAACAGGCAGCAAUGCGACUUCUUCUGGUUCUGGCGAAAGCAUCUACACGCGGGUGUCGGAGCUCGAGACGCGUCUUGCUCGCAUCAAGCAGAAAGUGCCGGAGCUGACGGACUUCGAGGAGAAGUGGCCGGACCUGGAGCCGUUAGUCUUCGAGGAGCGAGCACAGCUCGACCACCUCUUGCUACAGAAGGCUGCAAAACGGGAGUACGUGUUGCAACACGCGCCCAUGCUGCGGGAAUACGCUGAAAUCUUAGAGGGAAUGCAGGCCAACAGCGGAGAUUUUGACGACACGUGGCAGAAUUUGGAAGACCGCAUCGGCUUUUUAACGCGGCAAAACGAAAUACUGGUCGCGGAAGUUGCCGACCUCAGCGCCAGCAUCCAGGAUCUGGCCGAAUCCUACGCGGAUGUCAUCAACAAAAUGAGCCGAAACCUCCUGGCGUUGUCAAUUGGAUCUUAGCGCUUAACGUCGUUUCAUGAACCAAUUACAGACAAAAGUACGGAAUCUGGUGCGCAGAUUGUGCGCGCACAAUUUCCAAUUUCAAGAAAACGUUUCCGCUUGUUCCGCAAGAAUGAGUGCGAGGUAUGCAAUGUUGACAAGUGGAGGAAACCAAAC